ACGCCUCGUCAACCUGCGUUCUCCAUGGACGGGGACUUUGUGAUUGGAGGGACUUUCUUCAUUCACUACCAAGCCCAGACAGUGAUUAAUAACUACACCUCCAAGCCUGAGCUUCCAAUAUGCAAAGGGAGCUUUAGCGCUUGGGCUCUGCAAUUCUCUCGCACAAUGGUCUUUGCUAUUGAGGAGAUCAACAACAGCACAGAGCUGCUGCCAGGCGUCAGACUUGGAUAUCAGAUAUUUGACACUUGCACCUCUGUGCCUGUUGCCGUGCAUGCUGCAUUUCAGCUUUCUAACGGCCAGGAUCCCGUGUUUUACCAAGGUAGCAACUGUUCAAAGUCUGGAGAGGUGGUGGCUGCUGUUGGAGACUCUGGAUCUACACCCUCUAUCAGCAUCUCACGAAUAUUUGGGACCUUUAAAAUCCCUCUGGUAAGCUACUUUGCCACUUGUGCCUGCCUGUCUGAUAAACAUGAGCACCCAACGUUUUUCAGAACAAUUCCCAGUGAUUAUUACCAAGCUACUGCACUGGCCAAACUGGUGAAACACUUUGGCUGGACUUGGAUCGGAGCCAUCCAUUCGGACUCAGAUUAUGGAAAUAAUGGCAUGGCUUCUUUCCUUGACACAGCACUCAAAGAGGGGAUCUGUGUGGAGUACAUUGAAUCUUUCCAUCCAACUGACCCACAGAAAAAGAUCAGAAAAGUAGCUGAUGCCAUCCGCAGAUCUACAGCCAAAGUAGUUUUGGCAUUUGCAGGUGGGAAUGAUAUGAAGGUCCUCCUAGAUGAGCUGAGCAAAGAACCAACUCCACAUCUGCAGUGGAUUGGAAGUGAAGGAUGGAUAAGUGAACCAGUCUUGAUGAGUUUCAGUUUCUGUGCAGGAGCUUUUGGAGUUGCCAUUCAGCAAUCUGUCAUUCCAGGGCUGAGAGAUUUCCUCCUGGAUCUCUCUCCCUCUGAAGUGGCAGCUUCCUCAGUGCUGACUGAGUUCUGGGAGGAUGCAUUCAACUGCAGCCUGACAGAAGCUGCUGAUCCACAUAAGGGAAAAUGUGAUGGAACGGAAGAUAUUAAAGCUCUUAAAAGUCCGUAUACUGAAACAGCUCAGUUAAGAGUUUCUAACUUGGUGUACAAGGCUGUGUAUGCAGUAGCGCAUGCCAUUCACAAUGCAGUGUGUCAGGAAACAAACGGACCCACUCAGUGUGACAAACACAAGCGUCUAGAGCCUGAACAAGUUUUCACAGAACUAAAGAAAGUCAACUUUUCCCAAAAUGGCUACCAUGUCUCAUUUGAUGCUAAUGGAGAUCCUGUGGCGUUUUAUGAGCUGGUAAACUGGCAGAAAGGUGAGAGUGGAGUUAUUGAACUGGUAACAGUGGGAUAUUAUGAUGCUUCACUGCCAAGAGGCCAGGAGUUUCUCAUUAACAGGAAUAUUACCUGGAUGGAUGGUUACAAACAAGUUCCAGUGUCAGUUUGCUCAGAGAGUUGUCCUCCAGGAACUCGCAAAGUGUUGCAGAAAGGAAAACCAAUCUGCUGCUAUGACUGUAUACCAUGUCCUGAAGGAGAGAUCAGCAACAUGACAGAUUCCCCUGAUUGCUUCCCAUGUCCCAGAGAGUUCUGGCCAAAUCCAAAGAGAGAUGCUUGUUUCCACAAACCUGUGGAGUUUCUUUCCUUCGAUGAAGUUCUGUCAAUCAUCCUGACUGUAGUCUCAAUCAGUGGAGCCUUUCUGGCCAUUGUUACGGCAGUAAUUUUCUUCCAUCACAGAACAACUCCAAUUGUCAGAGCCAACAACUCUGAGCUGAGCUUCCUGCUGCUCUUCUCUCUGACUCUGUGUUUCUUAUGUUCAUUAACUUUCAUUGGAGCCCCCUCUGAGUGGUCCUGCAUGCUGCGGCACACAGCUUUUGGCAUCACAUUUGUUCUCUGUAUCUCCUGUGUUCUUGGCAAAACUAUAGUGGUUUUAAUGGCCUUUAAAGCUACACUUCCUGGUAGUAAUGCUAUGAAAUGGUUUGGUCCUCCACAGCAAAGAUUAACUGUAGUAUCUUUUACAUUUAUUCAAGUUAUAAUAUGUAUUAUUUGGUUGGUUGUGAGUCCUCCCUUCCCAGUGAAAAAUCUGACCACCUACAAGGAGAAGAUCAUCCUGGAAUGUGCGUUAGGCUCUGCUGUUGGUUUCUGGGCUGUGCUCGGCUACAUCGGCCUGCUGGCUGUGUUUUGCUUUGUGUUAGCUGUUCUAGCUCGGAAACUACCUGAUAAUUUCAACGAAGCCAAGAUGAUAACCUUCAGCAUGUUGAUAUUCUGUGCAGUCUGGAUCACCUUCAUCCCAGCUUAUGUCAGCUCUCCUGGGAAAUUUACUGUGGCUGUGGAGAUAUUUGCUAUUCUGGCCUCCAGUUUUGGACUGAUACUGUGUAUAUUUGCUCCAAAGUGUUUCAUCAUUUUGUUUCAACCAGAGAAAAACACCAAAAAAUACUUAAUGAAUAAAAAGUAAGAUAGGUUCCCCAGAAGGCUAGAGGCAAAGUGACAAAAAUACCAGUAGUAUUAAUAUUAACCAAGUUGACAAAUAUGCUGUUCAUAGACAUUUGCAAAAGCUUUGCUCUAAUGCACUAAAUAACGAUUUGGUUGCAGUAGUUCCUAUGCACAAAUGUUCCAUUGAUGGGAGUAUAAUGUAUGUCAGUGUUUUGGUUUUUUGUUUAAAGAAUAAAUUAUGUACUACACAAAUGUCUCUGGAUGUAAAUGUAAACACAUACGCAUGAGCAAAAACACAAAGCCAAUCUAAAUUGACUUAUGAAACAAGAAAAACACAGAAUUAUUGCUGAGCUGCUGAGACAAGCUGUCUGCUUGUAGAACACCGGAAAUAAUUAUAUGAGUAGAUCUCAUUUUGCCUGAUCACUAAUAUUCAUGUAAUUCACAAUCUCAACCAUAAGGGACGCUCUGCCUUGAAGCUUACCAGAAAUUGUAUGCGCUUUGUACCGCCAUUCCCCACCAAGAAUGGUGAAGUGCAGCCUCAAACUAAAUCUUUGCAAGCAACCAAAUCUCUUAAGCUUUCAUCCUGCUAUGGCUUUAACAACUCAAUAAAAGAAAUUUAGCCAUUACUUGCUCAACUGCAAUUAAGUAAUUGGAAAGGAUAGCUUCUUUCAUUCUUUCCACUGUUAUUGACAGCCAUUGGUAGACUACGAUUUUAAUCUUGUUUACACAAAACCGCUGCCCGGAAUCUGCUUGUAUUUUCAGAUGCUGAUUGUGGAAAAGUUCCAUAUUAAGAGACAGCCUCAAAAUCCAAUCAUUUUGGGGGGGUUUUCCUACCUGUGCAUAACUAGAAGAAACCCUCCCACCAUGUGUUCUGUGCAGAUGAGAUUUUACACCUGCUUCAAACCUCCUGGGCCAUGUUCCUGAAAAAAAUCCACUGAACUCUGAACUUCAGCUACUCCCACCCAUGUGAAUAGACCUUCUGUAAUCUUUUCUCUGCCGCCCCAGAUCCUGAAUUUCCAAGGAACUCCAGUUUUGUAGUAAGGACUCCACACCUUUGGACUUUCGGCAUGUCAUCUCUCCUAGUGAGGUAGUGUCCAUGGCUAUGAGCAUCCUGAGCCUUUUCUGGGAAAGUCACUGGGUUGGAGAGGGGAACCAGGGCGCACAGUCCUCCCCAAUUCCUUGAGAAGGUUAUUGCUGGUACAGUUGCGGUCAGACUUCCAUCUUUUGGAACAGGCAGUGCUGGCGUGGUUCGUCGCUUGGCAGGUUUUACAGUUGAAAAAGUCUGCCUUCUUCUGGUAGCCGGAGGUCCAUCUGUGGCAGGUGUAUGGUGUCACUUGAAUGUGUGCUUGUUUCCAGGUCUCAGACCACAGUUUUGUGUGUGGGGUAGGGUAGCUGUGCACAAACAGCAGUUAGUCUCAUUUCCCUCAUAUGCAGUCCUGUUCUUCAGUUGCCAUCACAAGUUGGUGCUGUAGUCAUGUGGAUGAGUCUGAAGGGAGGAUUUGUCUGCUUCUCUCCUUAUCCUGUUGAGGGUGAGACCGCUCCCUUUCCAUAACAGUAGACAUGCUGCAGUUACAACACAGUAGAGGAACCGCCUAGCAUGUGGAGGCCCCAUUGCUGCUCAGAAUACAGAUAUGUCAGGACACCCAGCCUAGCAGAGUGAGGAUUUGUCGAAUUCUUCACUGACAUUGAGAUGAACUACCCUAAAUGGUAGAACCCCUUUGGAGUCAGGCUUUCCAGUCACCCUGAAUUAGGGGUCUAACACCCUCUGCACCUUAUAGUGACUGAGAUGUAUCCAGCUGGGUCUUUCAGCAAUCUUUACAGCAGUUGGUGUAGUUAUCAGCACUUGGAAUGGUCCCUCCCAACAUGGACUGGCCCAGCUCUUCCUUUUUAUGACUUUGAUAUACAUCCAGUUUCCUGGCUGGGUGUAUAUCUGCCCUCUGACUCUCCUCUGUGGAAGAGUCAGAGGGCAGUUAACGUAGGGAGUUUCCAGAUCCAUGUUGUGCUGUUGCUGUAUCUUUUAACAUUUGAUCAGCUGACCUGUUUUCAUUUUAGAACCUCAUCAUUUCCUCAUCCACUUACAAACUGCUAGUUUUAGCUAGCAGUUUAAUUGCUUGUAGGAGAGCUAUUAGCAGAGGCAUUUUGUUAGAGAUCUUACACGUGGAUGUUGUCAAAUUCAUCAAGGUGGAAAACUUCUGUUUUACUCCUGACAGAUGGCACAACCCAGAGUUGGCUCUUCUGCAGAACAUUGUUUUUUUUUGUUUUGCUUUUUUUUACUCUUUUGAAACAAAAUAUGACCUUCCUGAAAUUAAACCAAAAUCUCAAAUCCUCUAGUUCAAUAUUUCUUUAUAGAUUUAAUAAUCAUCAAUCAAUCAAACUUAGAUUAAAGGUUUUAAACUUUGAUUGACUGUUUUUGGUAACGUGCACAUUUUAAAAGAGCUAUCUCAGACAUAUAAUAUGAUAAUAUAUAAUAAUUUCCUGUUAAGUAAUUCAGAAUAUUUUGAUAAAAGUGAGUGUCCUUAGGGUCAACUCUCAUUACCGUUGCACCAUGUUCAAAGUCCUGUAAUAUUCACAGCAUUUUUUUAAAUAAAGUUUUUCUGACCCAUGAUACACCACAAAGAAGAGACGACAAAGAUGGCUACAAGGUAAGAUUGUUUGACAUCUUUUGAUCAUGAUAACUGUUAAGUUUCUCCUUCCAUAUGCCUAUUUUUACACUACAGGUAAUCAUUACAGUAAUGUAUAAUACCCUCAUGUUCUUAAAAAUUUGUUAAUAAGAUACUUUCUUGUACAGAAGAAGUUAGGGAGUUCACACUGUUUGUGAGAAAAGUUUUACUGAGUCAUCACAACAUGCUAGAAUUUUAAGCUACCGUAAUUCAUUACCGUAAUGCGUAACUUUCAUUACUGCGUAAUCUGAGGCCUGUUGCGGUAAUGAGAAACAAGAUUAUGGUGAUGAACAGUGUCAUUUUGCAAUAAUAAAUAGAUAAAUGUAUAGGUUAUUUAAACUGUAAUGUUGUUUAUUAUUGUUUAUUAUACUUUAAAUUUUUUUAGGCUAAAUUUCUAAGCUAAUUUAUGCUAAUUGAUAUCACCUAAUAUAAAGGGCAAAAGGAAGUCAACAGAAGAGGGCGGCAUCAAGAAUUUACAGGAAGAGGUUCCUCUCAGACACCAUGGGAAAUCUCCACAAGAGAUUUCUGAAAGAGAACCCAGGCCUCAAUGUGUCCCGCUCCCAGUUUUUUAAGCUGAGGCCCUUCUGGAUAGUGAGACCAAAGAUCACAGUCAGAGAAACAUGUGCCUAAAAAAUUCAAGAAUUUUUCAAGUAAAGUUAAAAAAAAUGCACCGACUUGGAAUGAUACAUACAGUAUCUGUUACUGAUGUAGUGGCUUCAUCCGUCUGUGAUUCUGAAAACAUUGAUUGCAUGUAUGGUAGAUGUGAACCCUGCAAAGAUCUUACUUUCCCCGUCAACGUGGAUCCAACAACAAAAAACAACAUCAUAACUUGGACUGAGUGGACAACAAGGUCAACACCAGUAACAAAGAAACUGUAGGAUGGCACUACCACUGAGACUGACAUGAAAACCACAACCCUGGAGAAAAAAGUAGCCAGUAUUGAAAAACUUGUAGAGCUACAAAGUCAGAACUGACCCGGAUCUCUACUCAUUUGUAUAACAUUUGGCACCAGUUCACUCGUCUUAAGCAAUUGAAAGAAAAUUUGACCCAGCAUGAUGUUGUAGUCCAUGUUGAUUACAGUGAAAACUACACCUGCAAAUGGAGCAAGGAAAUAAAAGAUGCUCACUUUGGUGGAUCCCACCAGCAAGUCACACUCCAUACAGGGGUGUUAUACUACACUGGUGGUCAGGCUGAGUUCUUUGCUACUGUGUCUGCCAGUUUACAGCACGAUGCUGUUGCUACAUGGGCACAUUUGCAACCAGUUUUAGGAUACAUAACAUCUAACUACCCCCUGGCAAAAAAUAUCCACUUCCUGUCCGAUGGACCAACAUCUCAAUAUCGGAAUAAGGUAGCAUUCUACCUUGCGUCAACAGUGCCUUUUAUGAAAGGGUAUAAGACUGUGACGUGGAACUUCACUGAGGCCUCUCAUGGGAAGGGAGCUCCUGAUGGAAUAGGAGGUGCUCUUAAAAACUUUGCAGAUCGUGUAGGGCACAGACAUCCCAAAUGCUUCUGCUCUACUAGAGAAUCUGGCAAAGCACUCAUCUGUUAGGCUUUUUGAAGUAACAGAGGAUAAUAUUGCUGCAUGUGGGGAACUCGUUCCUCCAUUCCUGAAAUCAGUACCAGGUACUAUGAAAAUACAUCAGGUGAGCACCCAUAUGUGCAACUAAACAAAUGCACACUCAAUUUUAUCUUGCUUGGCUGUUUUUUUUUAGCUUGGUUUAAAGUUUUUAUAUAUUUUUUGUUGUAAGUUUGCAUUUUUUUUAAAAAAACACUUCUUUUUAUAGAUCUGACCUUUUCAUGGUUUUGCAGAUAAAACUAAACAUAAUGUCUCCACAGGUUGUUGCUACUGAACCAGGAAAUAUUAGAUUUCGAGAGGUUUCGUGCUUCUGUAGUCACUCUUGUGACUGCUUCUCCCCAAAGGAGUUUGUUUUCACGCAAAGGGAAUCAGAAGAGACCAUCAAAGAAGGAACAUGGGUCCUUGUGGACUAUGACGGAGACUUCUAUCCUGGCACAGUAACACAGGUAGGUUUAAGACUGAGUGGAGAAUGGGAAGUCAGGUGUGCAAGUAUUGGAUUCAGAUUGUCAACAUGUAAUGUCGAGGUAAUGAUUAUGUAAUAAUCAAAUUGUCUUUGAAAAACGCAGUUGAUAACAUUUUUUUGCUUCAUUAAUCCAGAUUGCCAGUGGUCAGUAUGAGGUUGAUACAAUGAGCUGUGCGGGAGACAAUCGCUUCUACAUACCAUCAAUAAGGUUUGCUGGUGAGAAGGUAUGAUGUUAUUUGGAUGACUUCAAAGAAAUUAUUCCUGAACCACUACCUACCUCUUCAUCCGCAAGACAAUUCUGUGUGGUGUCAGAAAUCUGUGUUUUUUCAUUACCGCUAUGUUAACUGUAUGAGGAUUUAUUUAGAUUAGUUAUGUGAAUUACUUUUAUAUUUUCAUCCUUUGAUGAAAUGUGCCAGACCCUU
Molecule: messenger RNA, 7562 nt
Organism: Gambusia affinis (western mosquitofish)
Lineage: Eukaryota; Metazoa; Chordata; Actinopteri; Cyprinodontiformes; Poeciliidae
Product: extracellular calcium-sensing receptor-like
Exons: 8
Coding region: 25-2463 (812 amino acids)
Biological process (GO): G protein-coupled receptor signaling pathway
Cellular component (GO): membrane
Molecular function (GO): G protein-coupled receptor activity
Source: RefSeq, a predicted model, not a curated record